Molecule: messenger RNA, 993 nt
Organism: Dictyostelium discoideum AX4
Lineage: Eukaryota; Evosea; Eumycetozoa; Dictyosteliales; Dictyosteliaceae
Gene: crlE
Product: G-protein-coupled receptor family protein
Exons: 3
Coding region: 1-993 (330 amino acids)
Biological process (GO): cell surface receptor signaling pathway; G protein-coupled receptor signaling pathway
Cellular component (GO): membrane
Molecular function (GO): G protein-coupled receptor activity; transmembrane signaling receptor activity
Source: RefSeq, a predicted model, not a curated record
AUGCUUAGUUUAAGUUCUUAUGUGCUUAAUCUAGUAGGAUCAAUACUGUGUUUAAUUGGGUGUUUAUUUAUUAUAGGUCACUUUUUUUGGAUACCGUUACUACGUACAUCAUUAUCAAGAAUCAUUAUAUAUCCUACAUUCAUAUUAUUACUUUAUGAUAUGGUUUCAUUUCCAUCAUUUAUAUCAAAAACAGCAGACUUAUAUAUAGAACGUUCAACAAUUAUUUGCAAUUUUCAAGAAGCAAUCAUUCAAUAUUUAAUAUUAUCAAACUUUAUUUGGUCAGUUUGUAUUUCAGUAAAUUUAUUAUAUUUAUGUUUUUCACCGAAUAAGAAUUUAAAAAAAAAUGAACUUUUAUAUCAUUUAUGUAGUUGGGGUAUUCCUUUAAUUGUUGUAGUUAUUACUAAAAUACCUAAUAUGAUAAGUGAUAAUGGUAAUCAGUGUAGAUUUAAAAGUCCAAAUUAUAUUAAAUUUUAUUUAGAAACAAUAUUGUUUAUAGCGUUUAUGUUAUUUAAUUUUAUAGUUGCAUUUAUUACAAUUAAGCAUAUUAUUAGUGGAAAUUUAAGAGAAUCAGAGACAACAACAACAAGUGUACUAUUUGUAAAUGAAAAGAAAAUUACAACUAAAAAAAUAGUUUGGAGAUUAUUAUUAUAUCCAAGUAUAUUAUCAAUUUGUUAUAUUAUGACUUUAGUUUUAUCAAUUUAUCAAUUUUCAACAGAAUCUUAUGGUAGUGGUGGUGCUUAUGCUAAUAGUAUCAACAAUAAAAGAAAUGAUAAAAAUACAGAAAGUGGUAAUAGUAAUAAUAAUAAUAAUAGUUAUAUAGAAAUUUUAUUAUAUAUUUCAAAGGCAAUAUUCUUAUUACAAGGUUUUUUCAAUGCAUUGGUUUAUUUACGUUCUUCGAAAUUAAGAGAUCGUUAUAAGAAAAUAACUAUUUUUAGAAAAAUAUUUUGGAGGGAUGAAGCUGAUUAUCAAUCAAUUAAUGAUGGUUUUAAUUGA